GGCUGCAGGUGCUGCAGCAUGGCCUGGAACUCGGAGUCGUAGCGCUGGUUGAUGUCGUCCCCGAUGAUGGCAAGCUGCCGACCCACCUGCCCCAUGGUGCUGGAGGAAUGGGAGCCAGGGCUCAACCUGGACUGCACUCCAGCUUCUGAGGCCACCUGUACUGGGUGGGAAGAUGCCUUCCUCCUUUAUCUGAGUGAGCUGAGGAAGCUGUCUCCACAGUACCCCCCUUCACGCCCCUCCUCCACCACACCGCAUACCUGCUCUCCUGUCCCCAGCCCGUUUUCCUCUUUGCUUGGUCUUGGCCACAGCCCCGAUCUGCUCUGUGAACCCUCGACAGAGGGAGUAUUUCCUGGACGUGACUGUUUCACUUUCAGUUUACACCCCUUCAUACCCACCCCUCCCAAAGCUGCCUCCAUCAGCCUUUUGGGGAAGUAUACCUCCUCCCACCCGUGCAGAAGGUGCAAUUCGUGCAAUUCGACCGGACCGGGGACCAAGCACAGCCACUGCCUUCUCUCAGGGAGGACCGGAGUACCCUCCCCACCUUCCUCCUGCCUCUGGCCUGGGGCCAUUUUCAAAAGUGCCCCAGGGCAAGAAGUCUCAAGAAGGGGAGGGGGAGAGCACUCCACCCCUCCACUUACUGGGGGCAGGGAGAAGAAGGAAGGGAGAAGGCAGACCCUCCCCUCCUUCAGCCCUGCCUGCCAGCAAGAAACAGACCUUUGCUUGGCACAACCCCAUCCCUGCUGCUCCUUCCGGAAAAAGAUGCCCUUCCCUCUUCCGUGGUCCCAUGCCCCGCACCCCCCAGCAAACCCAGCACCCCCGGGACAGCAGGACCGGAGGAUGCUGACUGCACCUCCAACUCCAUCGACCGCUACCCAAGGGGGUCACAGCUGGGGAGUAGGUGGGGGCGUCAGAGCGGUCCCCAGGGCCAGAGGCCUCUGCCGCCCUGGGCCUACCCCUGCCCUCAUCCAAGUGGCCUUCAUCAGCCUGACUUCCUGGGGAAGCCAGGAGGUGCUGGGCAACGUGUCCAAGAAGGAAAAAAGAGAAGAGAAGGAGGAGGCAGUCGGGGAAGCCUCCGGGGAUACAAGGACCUCAGACAGGGGCCACUUUGCCCAAGCCUUGGAGGUGAAACAAGGAUGCCCACAGAGGGCCAUGGGGCCACCGGAGGUCAGCCCCAAGACCUUCACCAGGGAGGAGGAGAAGGAGUGUCUGCUGGACGGAGACUUCAGGCUGGCCUCCUUGAAGGUGGGGGCAACUCCUUGGAACCGCCUCCUCACCUUGUACAAGCAGCUUCAGAAAUCAGCCAUGGCCAAGUUUCCUCUCAAGGAAGGCUUGCCUGAUGAGAAAAGUAAGGAAGAGGAAAUGGAGGUAGAGGACAGCUCAUUCAAGCUCUGUGUCCCAGGCAUUGUCACCCUGCAGUCACCGCUGCAUAAGACUUUCAGGUCAACAGACACAGUGGGUUUCGUGGAGUCGGAGUUAAAGAAGCUUCUGGCAGUGCAGCGGGACUCCCGCCUCUGGAAGGUGGGAAGCCAUGAUGGCCAGGAGCUGCUGACCGAGCCAGAGAUCACCCUGGAGGAGGCGGGCAUUGUGAACGGUCAGAGAUACCAGACUGAGGGGGAAAGAAGCCGCCCCCCAGCCUUUGGGGAAUGCUGGGGACCUAGGGGAGGGGCGCUGAGGCAGCGGAAGCAACACCCUAGGCUGAAGGGAAGGGUGCAGAGCCCCCUUGGUGUGGUGUCCAGGACAGAGCACUUGCUCCUGGAGGAGAUGGACGAGCUGGGGAACUGGCCCCCCGAGUGAAGCUGGUGCCAACCCGAGUCUGCCCUGCUCCCGGAUCCCCGCAGCCUGAAGCGGGAGUUAGCCUCCCACUCUGUGGAGGCACAUCCGAGGCGCCCCCAGGGCCAAGGGAUCUUGAGAUCACUGGUAUCCAUGUGUCCGCAGGGUGGGCCUGCCCAGCAGAACGUCCCCACCCACCAGACUCAAGCCUGGGUUCUUAAUAAUAAAACCCACUUUGACUUUG
This is a messenger RNA of Mustela lutreola (European mink), 2014 nucleotides long. Its product is annotated as gametogenetin-binding protein 1-like. The coding region runs from base 52 to 1794 and encodes 580 amino acids. The record is from RefSeq and is a predicted model, not a curated record. NCBI's taxonomy places the organism in Eukaryota, Metazoa, Chordata, Mammalia, Carnivora, Mustelidae. The transcript is spliced from 10 exons.